Adineta ricciae is the source of this 1044-nucleotide messenger RNA. Lineage: Eukaryota; Metazoa; Rotifera; Eurotatoria; Adinetida; Adinetidae. The record is from the annotation of a GenBank genome assembly.
AUGAGUGCGAAUGGCACCUCUCUCCAUAUCUAUUUCCUUAAUGUGAUCGUAAUUGAUCUUUUCAAAUACGUGCAGCCGAUAUUCUUUAUUAUUGGUAACCUGGGUAAUCUACUCACUGCAUUAGUCUUCUGGAGAAAAACUUGGCGAAAGAAUGUCUGCGUCUUCUACUUCAAAAUCUAUCUUAUCUCCACUACCUGCUACAUCAACUCGUCACUAUUUGGAUCUAUUUUUACAACGGGUUAUGUUAUUCGAUCUCACGAUUCCAAUAUUAUUUUAUGUAAACUGUAUUUCUACACGGCUUUUCUCUUCGCUAUUCAUCCGCCGACCAUACUCAUCUUAGCGUGCAUCGAUCGUCUCUUGAUCUCUUCACGGAAUGUUGAAACACGAAUGUAUAGUUCGAAACGUCUUGCAUACUUUUCUGUCACGCUAGGUACAAUCUUUUGGGUGGUUUUCAAUGUUCACAUCUUGAUUAUGGUUCAUAUUCAAGAGAUCCGUCCUUCGGUUUUCAUCUGCUACUAUGAUCUUUCUUACGGAUAUCAGAAUUUUGUUUAUUACUAUCUACCCAUUGUUAAUAUUAGUUUUUGUCUGAUCAUGAUUAUUCUGUGUUCGGUGUCGUUCAAGAACGUUCGCCAUAUUCGUCUUGUUUCGCGUCAACGAAGAAAUCAAGAGCGAACGAUGACAAAGAAAGAUUUUCAGUUGCUGCAUUGUUUGUUUGCACACGGUGUCACUUAUGUCAUUUUUCGGAUUGGAAUCAAUAUUUCCUAUGGAUAUGAUGCAAUAACAAGAGGUCAAGCUCGGACAGCAACACAACAAGCAAUUGAAACGUUUGUGAAUAACUUUCUCGUUCUGUUGUUCAAUUCCUGGUAUUGUAUUAGUAUUUUCAUCUAUGUUGGUAUAUCAAAAGCAUUUCGUUAUGAACUAAAAAAAAUGCUGUACAAAACGUGUGGCAUCGAAGUCCUGCCGUUACGAGAAGAAGAAAACCGACAGGAGAAAAUUGGUGCCGAUGCGGGUCCUGCUGAAAACGGUACAUUCCCAUCAAAAUGA